This is a messenger RNA of Adineta ricciae, 513 nucleotides long. Lineage: Eukaryota; Metazoa; Rotifera; Eurotatoria; Adinetida; Adinetidae. The record is from the annotation of a GenBank genome assembly.
AUGGCUGACGACUCAAAGAACGAAGAUUCUCAUAAUGCUGCAGUAUUCAAUAACGCAGACGUUGAAGCAAAUAAAGUGGACACGACGCCAUUUUCUUCAUAUACCAUUACUUUACACCUGGUGCGUCAAACCGAUUCGUCUAGUAAUUGGAAAAUUCAAGCUCUAUUUGACUAUAAACAAAAAUAUAUAUUUGAAGAUGUUGCGCCUCUUACUCGACCUGGGAAUGCUGCGCAUCGAUCUGAAGGUGCUCCACAUUUAUACCGUCUCCGAUUGGAUGUUCGCUUGUACGAUGAUGGACGAUUUUGUAUUAUACGUGAAAACAAACCCUACUACGUUAGUGCCUAUCGGUUACGCAUCUGUCGCGCAAUUGUUGGCAGUCGAAAUUUACAUUAUGAAAAUAGCACACCAUAUUCUCUCAAAGCUGAUAUAACUGUGCACGAUCACUUUUUAUUCGAUCCUAUAUUUGCCAAAUGUGCCUCCGUGGUAUCUCCUCCCGGUACGGAAACAGUAUAA